Aureobasidium pullulans EXF-150 is the source of this 1489-nucleotide messenger RNA. Its product is annotated as catalase-domain-containing protein. The transcript has 2 exons. The coding region runs from base 1 to 1455 and encodes 484 amino acids. Gene Ontology annotation, biological process: hydrogen peroxide catabolic process; response to hydrogen peroxide. Gene Ontology annotation, molecular function: heme binding; catalase activity. The record is from RefSeq and is a predicted model, not a curated record. NCBI's taxonomy places the organism in Eukaryota, Fungi, Ascomycota, Dothideomycetes, Dothideales, Saccotheciaceae. Gene Ontology annotation, cellular component: peroxisome; cytoplasm; mitochondrion.
AUGGCAGGUGCACCGGUCUCCGAUCCUUCUGCUUCGCUCCAAGUUCGCACCACAUAUGGCGGCGGUGGUUUAGGUAUCCUCGCCGACACCCAACUCAUCGAAACUCUUGCACACUUCCCUCGCGAACGUAUUCCAGAGCGUGUCGUACAUGCAAAGGCGGCCGGAGCAUGGGGAGAGUUUGAGGUCACCGACGACCUGUCAGACAUCACAGAUGCCAAGUUCUUGACUGGAAAAGGAAAGAAGACUCCCCUUCUUGCCCGCAUCUCCACCACUGCUGGAGAGAGAGGUGCUGCUGAUACUGUCCGUGAUAUUCGUGGCUGGUCCAUGAAGUUGUUCACCGAAGAAGGAAACCAAGAUUUCGUCUUCAACAGUCUGCCAGUCUUCUUUAUUCGGGAUCCCAUCAAAUUCCCUAGCGUCAACAGAUCUCACAAGAGACAUCCUGUCACGAAUAUUCCUGACCCGGACAUGUACUGGGAUUACCAUAUCAACAACCAGGAGGGUAUUCAUGCAUUGAUGCAUCUCUUCGGCCUCCGCGGCAUUCCGGCUUCACUCCGUAACAUUAACGCGUUCGGUGUACACACAUACAAGCUCGGAAAGCAAGACGGCACUUUCGUCUACGUCAAAUGGCACAUCAAGCCUGACGCUGGCAUUCAGAACCUUCACGCAGACGAAGCACUACGUCUUGCAGGAGAGGCUCCCGACUACCACAUCAAGGACAUGUACGAUGCUAUCGAGCGUGGAGACUAUCCUACUUACACUGUCAACCUUCAAAUCAUGAACCCCAAGGAAGCAGAAGAUUCCGGCAUCAAUAUUUUCGACAACACUUUCACAUGGCCCCACCACAAGUAUCCUUUGAGACCCAUCGGAAAGAUCACAUUCAACAAGAACCCAACAAACUACUUCCAGGAUAUCGAGCAAGCUGCUUUCUCGCCUUCAACAAUGGUGCCCGGUGUCGGUCCUUCCGCUGAUCUCAUGUUGCAAGCCCGCAUGUUCAGCUACCCGGACGCCGCACGCUACCGUCUCGGCCCCAACUACCAACAAAUCCCUUGCAACCGACCCAUCAGCCAAGUCUACAGUCCGUACCAACGCGACGGUCCCGGACGCAUGGAUGGGAACUACGGCGCCGAUCCCGACUACGUUCGCAGUAGUUACACCAAGCUCGCCCACGGCAGCCACGAACUCGCCACCCAUGAACAAUGGGUUGGUAAAGUGACCUCUGCGUCUACGGAAGUUACCGACAAGGACUUUGAGCAACCGAGGGAGUUGUGGAAGACUAUGCUCAGUGAAGAGGGUGGACGCGAGAACUUCUUGAAGAAUCUGUGUCCGCAUCUCGGCGGAGCUUCUGAGCAUGUUAUUGAAGAGGCCAUUAAGAUGUUUGCCAGGGUUGAUGAGGGAUUAGGUAAGGAUAUUGCCCAAGGCAUCAAGAAUAAGAAGGACGGGAAGCCUGUCGUUUGAAAUAGGCAGAUGAUGUUAUGAUAUGAUAUGCAAC